Molecule: messenger RNA, 2427 nt
Organism: Cladophialophora immunda
Lineage: Eukaryota; Fungi; Ascomycota; Eurotiomycetes; Chaetothyriales; Herpotrichiellaceae
Exons: 2
Coding region: 470-1714 (414 amino acids)
Biological process (GO): autophagy; peptidyl-serine phosphorylation
Cellular component (GO): cytoplasm
Molecular function (GO): protein serine/threonine kinase activity; ATP binding
Source: RefSeq, a predicted model, not a curated record
UGAGUGUCGAGGGUCCGUGCGUCGACGCUUGCCAUGUUCGCCAUGCUCGUAAUGGCUCUCUUCGAGUACAACGUCCGUCAUACCUAAAAGGACAUAAUAUUGCCUCUAUACCUCGAUACACCUACUCGCAUCAACACCAGCACCACCUCAAAACCAUCCGACAUCCCAUCUUGGACCUCUCACCCUUCCUCCUAUAUCUUUUACAUCUGCUCUCGACUGUGUACCACUUUUGUAUCCUCAUACCUUCUGGUCUUUCCUUUACUGCUCGACAUCCAAGCCGAUCGCCGCCUACCAUAAUCCAUUGGACCUGCCUACCAUAUCCAGGGACUGGCCACUAUUUUCUGUUCAUUUCCUCAAAACAAGUCUCUGGAACUCUUCUGGACCCAUGUUUUGAACUGUUCUUUUUGGUCUUGUUCGACUCCCUCCUUUUCCUAGAUCAAGUACUCCGUACUUUUGGGCCCUCCCAAUAAUGCUAUUGACGCCACCAUCGUCCCCUCAACUCGCGACUUGCCUUGCACCAGAGGACCGAUUGGGGUGUGUUUUAGCCGGCCGACUCGAACUGGUCUCUAUCCUAGGAAUUGGCGCUUAUGGAGUGGUCUACCAGGCCAUCGACAGACUCACAAACAUCCCCUAUGCCGUGAAGGCCCUUCCCAAAGUUGGAUUGGAUCCCAGACAACGACGUUUCCAACGGCGCGAGAUUGCCCUCCACCACCAAGCCAGCCAACAUCCCAAUGUUGUGUCCCUCCUUCGCAUCUUGGAGAGCCCGGACUGCACCUUCGUGGUGAUUGAGUUCUGCCCCGAAGGCGACCUAUUCUCCAACAUCACCGAACAUGGCCGAUUCGUGGGCGACGACCAACUGGCCAAGCAUGCUUUCUUGCAAAUUUUGGAUGCCGUCCAAUACUGCCAUUCCAUCGGGAUCUACCACAGGGACCUGAAGCCUGAGAACAUCUUGGUGACGAACCAUGGCCACACUGUCAAACUCGCCGACUUUGGGCUCGCCACCACGGAUUCCAUCACGUCCGACUUCGGGUGUGGGUCCACAUUCUACAUGUCCCCAGAAUGUCAACAAGCGCCAACACGACCAUAUGCCCGCUAUGCGGCCGCACCCAACGACGUCUGGAGCCUCGGCGUUAUCCUCGUGAACCUGACCUGUGGUCGCAAUCCCUGGAAGAAGGCCUCUCCUGAUGAUUCCACAUUCCGUGCCUUCUUGAAGGAUCCCAAAUUCCUCAGCUCGAUCUUGCCAAUCUCUCCCGAACUGAACAUGAUCUUGAGACGCAUCUUCGAGUGUGACCCACACAAGAGGAUUACCCUCCAGGAGCUCCGCGAGUUGAUUCUCAACUGUCCCAGGCUGACGACCAAUUCAUACAACACUCUUCCCCCGUCGCCUCCCGCGUCUCCCUACGACUACGUGGAUCCAAUGGAUUGUGCCAACAUGGCUCUCCCGCCCUCUCCACCCGCAUCCCCAUCUCCUCAACAACACUUCCAACCCCAACCCUCGGAGUGGUCUUUGUUUGAACCUGCCUCCAAGCAGAGUUCGUCUUGUUCUUCGCUUUCCACGGAUUCUGGAUACGAAUCCGAGGCUCCGUUCCAUGAUGCUGGUCAACGUCUACAACCUACUGUCUUCAACUUCUACGGCAACGUUAUUCCACUGAACGAGCACGAAAAGCCUUAUUAUCCGCAACCGAACUUUGUUCCCUCGGUUGCCGCGUUUUAAUUUCCCGAAAAUGUUUUACAUACGUUGUGCAGCAACCUGGUCGACGCUGUAACGAGUUAACGGUGUUACGAUUGGAGCUUUCAUCCCCUUUUGGAUACCCAGGCGGUCAGUUUUACGAUACCACUUUUACAACAAAAAACUUGUUUUCCGGAUUGGACUGGAUUUUUCGGGAAAAGCCACGAGGCGCUGCAGUUUUACAGGACAAAGUCAGCGUAUUUGUCGGCGUCUUUUACUAGACCGCGGAUUCUCUUUGUGUGUGUUUGUGUGUGUGUGUGCGCGCGCGCGUGUGUUGGAGACUGUUCAAGCGUUGAGAGUUACCGGAUAAGAGAAAAACUUAAGGGGAAGGCGCGUUUGGAAGAGUUUUAGUCGCUGUGUCUCUCAACCCAAGUGCUGGCGCGAGACGACCUGUUGGGACAUGGGGAGGGUUUUUGUCAUUACUGUUCCCGAGGACUGCCUUUGCAACUCCUUACGAAAAGGAUAUAUCCUAGGACGAUCGUUCAACCCUGCUAUGGCCACUAUGAAUCCGAGGAUUUCACACAAACAUGAGUUCCAUGGGACGCUUCAUCCUGUCAGGAUGACCCUGGGCUUCCAGUCUUUCGCAUUCUUGUGUCCAUGGGCCAGGGCUUGAAUGACUUUCUGUAAAUAGCUUUGCACCGACUAAGAACAAAUAUCGAAAAGGAUGGCUUCAGACCAGGCGCCGUUUUGAGAUUCUA